Penicillium taxi is the source of this 1431-nucleotide messenger RNA. RefSeq lists its product as uncharacterized. Lineage: Eukaryota; Fungi; Ascomycota; Eurotiomycetes; Eurotiales; Aspergillaceae. The coding region runs from base 1 to 1431 and encodes 476 amino acids. The transcript is spliced from 2 exons. The record is from RefSeq and is a predicted model, not a curated record.
AUGGCCGUACAGGUUAUCCCUCUACACUCAAAGGAUGACACAUGGAUGAAUAGAGGGAUUGCUCUCGAGUUCACCCUUCAGUUUGACUAUGUUUUGGAUCCAGAGCAUCUCCGUCGGUCCCUCCAACGCUUGUUGGAAAUAGGAGACUGGAAGAAGUUGGGAGCUCGUCUAAAACAGAGACAUGGCAAACUUGAAUAUCAUAUACCCGAGAAAUACGAUGCAAAAUGCCCUGGAUUCACUUUUUGUACCACGACGCAUGACGAAAGGCUGGACGACUUGCUUUCCUCAAAGCUUCCAUAUUGCACAAAUUCUGCGACUAUCUUCCCUUUCUCGGCUGCGAAUCUCGACUCCUUACUUUACAGAUCUGAUUCCCCCAAGAAACUCGAAGACUGGAUACAUACAGAUCGACCACAGCUAGAUAUUCACCUUGUAGUCACCUUAAAUGCCACCCUGGUGAAGCUAACAUGGCUGCAUACUUUCAUGGAUGCCUCGGGGCGGGCUAGUUUGCUCAGCGCGUGGGCAGCCGUUCUUCGAGGUCGUGAAGAUCAAGUCCCACCGUUCCUCGGGUUCUUGCAAGACCCCUUGGCGGACAUGAAUGCGCAGCCACUACUAGAGUGGUUCGUCCGGUCACAGUGGAUAUUGAUGCUUAUGCAAUGGCUCGGACCACUACUGCUCAUUAUAAGUUGGAUUUGGGAAAUGCUACCAUGCCCAAAACAUGAAGAUCGACUGGUCUGUAUUCCAGGAUCCAUCGUGACCGAGAUGCGAGAGGCGGCAAUACGGGAAUUGUCCGUGUCCGUGGGAGCUGUGGAUGUCUUCAUCAGCGAAAGCGAUGUUCUAUUGGCAUGGUGGGCUCAGUGCAUUGUACGUUCCAUGCAACCGUCAGGGCAAACCCAUGUCACGCUCCUGAACAACUUCAAUAUCCGGCCUACUUUUCCAGACCGGUUCCCACAGCAUAUGACCUACGUCGGAAAUGCAUGGCUGACUGCCCAUACAAUCCUUACCGCUGACCAGGUGCUCAAGCGGCCGGUAAGUUAUCUGGCUUCCAAGCUCCGGCGUUCUCUUGUAGCCCAGCGCUCCAAAGAGCAGGUCAAUGCGUACAUGGCUGUUCAGCAAGGGGGCAUGGAUAAAGUUGGGGUUACACUUGCCUCAGCGAUGGGCGUAUCAAACAUGUUGAUCCAUUGCUCGAACUGGCAUCAAGCUAGGUUUUUCGAGGUGGAUUUCUCCCCUGCAGUCGUUGGUCCAGUUGAGAAGACCCUAUCAGUGGGAAGACCGAGACUGAUCUUAACCAAAACUAUCUAUCGAUGGCCCAUGCUAAUAAAUAAUGGAUCGGUGAUAGGGAAGGACACAGAUGGGAACUGGUGGCUGACAUGGCAUUUGAAAGAGGGACUUUGGCGAGAAAUUGAGAGACAACUAGCGGUAGAUACAAUUUAA